GAGGAGGCAGAUUCUCGAAAAAGAAAAAAAUAAAACCCGAAGAAAGAAGCUUCUUUUUUUCUUCACAUUCCUCCUCUCUCCUGUGCGUUUCUUUAGCGUCCUUGACUCACUUUCCUCGAAAUUUAGGUCUAGAUUUUUUCUGUUUUUGUAUUUAUUGAGUCAAUUUCUAUAAAUUUCUACAUUUUUCCACAAUCUUUGAUUUAUUUAGAAUUUUAGAUACGGAAUCAUUCUACCCAUUGGGGUUUUUUUUUUUUUUUUUUUUUUUUUUUCAAAAAUUAACUUACUGGGUCUCUGAGAAAUCCAUUUGGGUAUCUGGAGUUGUUUGUUUCCCGGGAAAGUUAGUUGCUUUUGCCAAGAAAAUUAGUGGGUCGUCGAGAAAAUUCGAUUUGAGCGAAAGCUGUAUCUGGGUUUUCUCGAUUUGUGAGUUGGGGUCCAAAAUCGUCGCAAAAAGGAAGCUAUGACGGUCCCGACAAUAGCUCUGUACGCGGCGCACCCGUGCCAGAUCAACGCGCACACCUCACACGAUUUCGAAUUGGGCUCUCGAUCUUCUUCGUCAACGGCGUCGACCCCCUCCACUUCGCAGAAGCCGGUGACUGGCGGGCUCUCGUGCCUAUUCUCCUCGCCGACGGUGAAGCAUGCGUCUUCCUCGUCGAGUUUUUCGGGCGGAGGAGAGGAAUUGGGCUCUCUAUGGCACGAUAGAGGCGAGGAAUUGAGCAGCUCGUUUCGGUAUUCUGGGAGCAAGUUCAAUGGGGCUUCGAUGAACCGGGACCAGAGCCCGGUUUCAGUGUUUCAGGGUCCGGUUUCGUCUUCCAGUAGUGGUGUUUCAGGGUCGGCGAGGAGCCCACCAAUGAGAAUUACAAGGGAAAGGUCUGGCAAUGGAGAUAUUAGCUUGAAUUCGAUUCGGUGUAGAAGUAAUGGGUUGUUUAAUGGGUUUGUGAGGGGUGCUUUGGGCUCUUCCUGCAUAGAUUACGACUCGCCGAGCUUCAAGGUUCAGACUGAUGGUUUGGAUGUGGGUUCAUCAGCUGUGCUUGUUGAUGAAUUGACUUUCAACAUGGAAGAUGGGUUUUUGGAGGGAAUUGCUGAGCCUUAUGCUAAGGAGUUGCUUGUGGGUGCGCAGCUGAGGCACAAGAUUUUCUAUGAAGAUUUUAUUAUCAAGGCCUUUUACGAGGCUGAGAAAGCGCAUAGAGGGCAGAUGCGAGCAAGUGGCGGUCCUUAUUUGCAGCAUUGUGUGGAGACAGCGGUGUUGCUCGCAUUGAUCGGUUCUAAUUCGACAGUUGUUGCUGCAGGGCUUUUGCAUGACACGCUUGAUGAUUCUUUUAUGUGUUAUGACUACAUAUUUGGGAAAUUUGGAGCCGGGGUUGCUGAUUUAGUAGAAGGGGUGUCUAAGCUCAGUCAUUUGAGCAAGCUUGCCCGUGAUAAUAAUACUGCGUGCAAAACAGUUGAGGCAGAUCGCCUGCAUACCAUGUUCCUAGCCAUGGCAGAUGCCCGUGCUGUCCUCAUUAAAUUGGCAGACCGAUUGCAUAAUAUGAUGACACUAGAUGCAUUACCCUUGGCUAAACAACAGAGGUUUGCAAAGGAGACUUUAGAGAUUUUUGUGCCCUUGGCCAACAGACUUGGAAUCUCUAGCUGGAAGGUGCAGCUGGAAAAUUUAUGUUUUAAGCAUCUCAACCCGGAUCAGCACAAUGAACUGUCCUCUAAGCUUGUAGAUACGUUUGACGAGGCAAUGAUUACUUCUGCCACGGAGAUAUUAGAGCGCGCUCUCAAGGAUAAAGCCAUUUCCUACCAUGUUCUUUGUGGGCGGCAUAAGAGUUUGUAUAGCAUCUACUCCAAAAUGUUAAAGAAGAAGCUAAACAUGGAUGAAAUACAUGAUAUUCAUGGGCUACGUUUGAUUGUCGAAAAUGAGGAAGAUUGUUACGAGGCACUUAAAGUUGUUCACCAACUAUGGUCUGAGGUCCCAGGAAAGUUCAAGGACUACAUAACUCAACCCAAGUUUAAUGGCUAUCAGUCAUUGCACACUGUGGUGAUGGGUGAAGGCAUGAUUCCACUGGAAGUGCAAAUUCGAACGAAGGAGAUGCAUUUGCAAGCUGAGUUUGGAUUUGCAGCUCAUUGGAGAUACAAGGAAGGCGACUGUAAGCACCCCUCGUUUGUGCUUCAGAUGGUUGAGUGGGCCAGAUGGGUGGUCACUUGGCAGUGUGAGGCAAUGAACAGAGACCGCUCCUCUAUUGGCCGUGACGAUUUAAUCAAGCCACCCUGCACAUUUCCUUCGCAUUCUGAUGACUGUCCAUAUUCUUACAAGCCCCACUGUGGUCAAGAUGGGCCGGUGUUUGUCAUCAUGAUUGAGAAUGAUAAGAUGUCUGUGCAAGAGUUUCCUGCAAACUCCACUGUUAUGGAUCUGCUGGAAAGAGCUGGGCAAGGGAGCUUGAGGAGGACACCAUACGGGUUCCCACUGAAGGAAGAACUGAGGCCCAGGCUGAACCAUGCGCCAGUGAACGAUCCUACAUGCGAGCUGCAGAUGGGGGAUGUGGUGGAACUGACUCCAGCUAUUCCGGACAAGUCCUUGACAGAGUACAGAGAAGAGAUUCAGCGCAUGUACGACCGGGGCUUGAGUGUAUCGAGUGCAGGGCCUGCUAAUAGUAUGGCAGGUUGGAGAAGUUGACCGGCACGCAGAUUGUCCUGUUUAUGGUUGGUUGUAUCUAGUGACACCAAAGUCAUUCUUAUAUAUAAAUGAAAAGCAUUUGUACAGAACAGGUACGUGGUUCUGUUAUUCAAUGACUAACUGAAUUCAACGAGGUGUUAAAAUUGUUUUA
Molecule: messenger RNA, 2807 nt
Organism: Pyrus x bretschneideri (Chinese white pear)
Lineage: Eukaryota; Viridiplantae; Streptophyta; Magnoliopsida; Rosales; Rosaceae
Product: probable GTP diphosphokinase RSH2, chloroplastic
Exons: 6
Coding region: 458-2656 (732 amino acids)
Biological process (GO): guanosine tetraphosphate metabolic process
Cellular component (GO): chloroplast
Source: RefSeq, a predicted model, not a curated record